AUGUUCGCUGAGGAGGAUGAGUGGAACGAUGACCCAGAAGCCAAAGCUCUGACCAAGACUGUCAUCAGCAGUUUCAAACUGUCUGGCAGUACCAAUAUCACGGUGAGAUGCCAUCUCAAUCUUCUUUAUAAUUAAAUGUACCUAUGUAGCUAGCAAGCCAGGCAUAACUCAUGCUGCCAGUGACCACAAAUUCAAAUAGAGGGUUGAAUUCUGGUUUACACUGGUAUUCAGUUUGACACUGUCAUUCUGCUUUUUCGAACAGAAAAGUGUUGGGAAGAAGAAGAGUUUGUUACGGACCCUCCAAACACUGGGGUCAGUACCAAACUGGAGCAAGAGCAAUGGUGCCCCUCGGGAAGCAGGCAGUGACAGUGAAACAGAGGCCAUACUGACACCACACACCAAGAGGAAGAAGAAAAGAAGCAAAAGAGGACGCAAGAGAGUAGCUGCUUCAGGAGAAGAUACUGAGAAAGACAGUGGAGAUCUGGGUGCCAAGGAGGCUGCAGUGCCUUUAGCUAAGAAGCCAAUAAAAGCAGGUGAGUUGUUUCACAAGCACAACUGUCAAUUGAUUGUCUUAAGUUGAAAAGAUGUUUGAGUUUUUCUUUCUCAUUUUCCUAGUGUUCAAAAAGCUAAAAAAUACAGAGUCCAUUCAGGGUGCUAGUAAACAAGAUUCAAAAUCUAUCAAGGAUGAAGGAAAAGCUGCAGCAGAUGCUGAGAUUGAGAGAUUAAACCGAAAGCAAUGGAAAAACAAGAUGAAGAACAAGAAGAAAUGUCAAAACAAAUUCAAAAUUCAAAAAGGAGAGAAUACCACACCCCCAAAAACCACAAAAGCAGUGACCACUGUGCAAAAGGAUACAGAAGAUGGACCAAAAGCAGCUUCUGAUGUGAACAGGGAAACAGCGGUUGUCCAGACACAGCAACGCCAGACAAAGAAAAACAAACAGGAGAAAGAGGGUGAGUGUAAAACACAGAAAAGGAAAAAGGUCCCAGAGGGAAAAGGGAUGACUUUCACUGAGACUGCUUCCACUCCAGGCACAGAAAUAGUCCAAAACAAUAAGAACUUUUCAGAGAAAAAGACAAAGGGGGGCAGUCAAGUAAAAGCAGUCCCACUAGGUAACUCUAAACCCCCAGGUAAAGAGUUAAAGACGGAAGAGGAGAAACCUCAGGAGGUGGUUAGGGUGGAGCAGCACCCGGAGCCGUCUGGCAGUAAGAGAAGGAAACGGGAGGCGAGCAAAGGGCAGGACCGUAGGAGAGAGAAGCUCAGGAGAAUGCUGCAUGGCCAGAGCCCGGAAAAGAAAGAGCAACCUGCAGAGCAGGAGGAGGAGAUGCGCACCACAGAGGAGGUGAAAGAGGCUCCUGCAGACCGCUCGGCUGCUCUGAGGUCCCGCAUGGAGCAGCGUUUGGAGUCAGCACGGUUCCGUUAUAUUAACGAGGUUCUGUAUACCACGUCUAGUGGGGAGGCUAAACGCAUGUUCAGACAGGACCCCCAGGCUUUUAGCAUCUACCACAGGGGCUUCACGGCACAGGUACAGCACUGGCCAGCUAAUCCUGUCGACGCCAUCAUCUCCUACAUACGCCACAAGUGAGUUGUGUUAUGCUUUUAUCUGACUAACGUACUUGCAGUAUUUAAAAUGGCUGUUUUCAUAGUUUUUGUAUUUUUCCUGUAUUGGUUCUGGGGUGGGGGAUCCACAUUGAAAUAGUGUGUGGCUUUCUUUGUAAGACCAUUUGUGUUGAUUCCAGGCCUGCCUCUCUGGUGGUGGCAGAUUUCGGCUGUGGCGACUGCAAAAUCGCUCUUAGUGUGAAGAACAAAGUGCACAGUUUUGACUUGGCACCUAUCUGUGACCGUGUAACUGUCUGCGACAUGGCUAAUGUGAGUCCAACUUUACCUUGAUCCUCAAUCUGUUCUUUCAUCCGUGCCUGUUUACUAUGCAGUCUGUGUUUUUUAUGUAAUAAUGAUAUAUUUUGUCCCAUCUGUCUGCAGAUACCGCUCAAGGAUGGCACUGUGGACAUAGCUGUAUUCUGUCUCUCUCUUAUGGGGACCAACCUUGGGGAUUUUCUAGUUGAGGCUAACCGUGUGCUGGUGAUGGGGUAAGAGAUAUUAUGCAGAAAAACAGAGCUACAGUUAUGUCAAUAUGCUGGAGUAGGUGUUCCCAUUUAUUUUCCCUAUUUAUGUAAUCAUUAUCAUUAUUAAACACUGUAAUUUUUUGCAGGGGUAUCCUGAAAAUUGCAGAGGUGGCAAGUAGAUUUGAGAAUGUGCGGAACUUCAUGGGUGCUUUGUCCAGCCUGGGAUUCAAGUUGGUCACAAAGGUAAGGCUGUAAUCAUAGUAAACAGUAAUGGCCAUGUUUUUGUCUUUGGCUUUAAGAAAUGCAUUGUUACAAUAACCUACCGUAUUCAUUUUGCUUCCUCCUUAGGACACAGAGAAUAGCCACUUUUACUCCUUUGAGUUUGAGAAGAUCGCAGAAGCUCCAGAUAGGGUAAAGAAGGCAGGAGGACUGGAGCUGAGGCCUUGUUUGUACAAGAAACGAUGA
Molecule: messenger RNA, 2526 nt
Organism: Coregonus sp. 'balchen'
Lineage: Eukaryota; Metazoa; Chordata; Actinopteri; Salmoniformes; Salmonidae
Source: the annotation of a GenBank genome assembly